Quercus lobata is the source of this 1473-nucleotide messenger RNA. RefSeq names its product myb domain protein 103 (gene ATMYB103). The record is from RefSeq and is a predicted model, not a curated record. Lineage: Eukaryota; Viridiplantae; Streptophyta; Magnoliopsida; Fagales; Fagaceae. The transcript is spliced from 3 exons. The coding region runs from base 192 to 1154 and encodes 320 amino acids.
CUUAGCACACUAUAGGCUAUAGCCACCCAUUUUCCCCCAAACAAAACACUACUAUAGCAAGAACAAAACCAUACCCAGCCAAAAGCAAAAGAAGAACUUUUUUUUUUUUUUGUUUUUUUUUUUAAGCUCAUAAAUUAUAGUAGCUUAUAUAUAUAUAUUUGCUAGAGAUUUUGUGUGUGUGUUUGAGGAACAUGGGUCACCAUUCUUGCUGCAAUCAACAAAAGGUUAAGCGUGGACUUUGGUCUCCAGAAGAAGAUGAAAAGCUCAUCAGAUACAUUAACACUCAUGGCUAUGGCUGUUGGAGUGAAGUCCCAGAAAAAGCUGGGCUUCAAAGGUGUGGAAAAAGCUGUCGUUUGAGAUGGAUAAAUUAUUUGAGGCCUGAUAUCAGAAGAGGAAGGUUUACUCCAGAGGAAGAGAAAUUAAUCAUAAGCCUUCAUGGAGUUGUAGGAAACAGAUGGGCUCAUAUAGCAAGUCAUUUGCCUGGUAGAACUGACAAUGAGAUAAAGAACUAUUGGAAUUCAUGGAUCAAAAAAAAGAUACGAAAGCCUUCAACAUCUCCAACCACUACCACAACAAGUACUACGGAGCAUUCCCAAAUGGUGUACAAUGCGAACCAACUAGAUUUUGUGAAUCAUGAAUUGACGCCAAAGCCUCAAGUUCAUGAAACCCUAUUUUCUUCUCCAUGCCCUUUAUUUAUGUUCGACACUAGUUCACUUGAUGGGGCUCAAGAAAACAAUUUACGCUCAGAUUAUUUUCAUGACGCGAUGAAUUUGAACACGGAGACAUGGAAUGUGAACCAACAUCAUCAUCAUCAAGCUCAAAUUCAAGUUCAAGCUCAAGCUCAAAUUCUUGCUCAUCCAACGGCUUUUACAUCGGGUAUGGAUACAAAUUAUUUGCCACCAUUGAUAGAGAACAUGGAAAACAUGGUACCCCUUGAAGUACAAUCUUGUAGCAUGGAUGACGAGGGAGAGAUAGGGUUGGAGUGCUUGCAGAGGCAAGAGUUGAAUGAAUGGGUUGAAUCCCAGCAACAAUGUUCAAAUUUUCUUUUCUGGGACAAUGUUGAUGAUCAAGGACCACUCGGUGGGGAAGAAAUUGCACCAGCUUCAUCAAAUGUGGGAGCUAAUACACUGACUGCUUUUCCUUCAUCUCUAUGAGAUAACAAUAAUUGUGAUCACUGAACCCCACUUUGCAUAUUUGCCUUCUCGACCGUACCCCUAAUGUCUCUCUCUCUAGGAAGAGCUUUCAAAUGAUCCAGGCUUUUGAAACAGUUUGUUUUGGUUUUUUUUUUUUUUUGGGGGUUUUUUUUUUAAUUUUUAAUUUUUUUUUUGGGUGAGAUUGUGAAUUGUGACUUGUGAGUAAAAAUGCAACAUAAGAAUGCAUGCCACUAAUGUUUAUUUGGUGUUUGGAAAUGAAAGAGAAAAGAAUAAAAGGCAAUGCAACAAGCUGCAAAGUUUGAUGACUAUGAUGAGAUUC